UGUGGAGAAACAGAAAACCUCUGGAGAGAGAAAUGGGGGAGAACACACAAGAUGGAACCCCAGGGAGCUGGUUCAGGGUCACAAUUCCUUAUGGGAUAAAGUAUGACAAGACAUGGCUAAUGAAGUCAAUCCAGAGCCAUUGCAGUGUCCCUUUCACUCCAGUGGACUUGCACUUUAUGCAAAAUGGGGCUCGGUUCUUUGUCCAGGAAGCUAGCACUGCCUCUGCAUUGAUGGAUGUCAGCUACAAGAUUCGUGACGAGGAGAGCCGAAAGAUACCUGUCUUUGUCAGCCCCUCCGCUGUUCCCUACUCUGUGCGGGAUAAGUUGAAGCCAGAAGAAAUGGAGCAGCUAAAGCUGACCUUGAGCAAACGAUUUGAUGUCUCCCAGCAAGCUCUUGACCUCCAGAGGCUCCGCCUUGACCCAGACUUGGUGGGCUAUGAUAUUGAUAUAUUUCUGAAUCGAAGAAGCUGCAUGGCUGCCACCCUGCAGGUCAUCGAAAAGUAUUUCCCUGAGCUGUUGUCCUUGAACUUGAGCAGCAACAAACUGUACCAGCUGGAUGGCCUGUCUGACAUUAUACAGAUGGCCCCCACGGUCAAGAUCCUGAACCUCUCCAAAAAUGAGCUGACGUCUGUGUGGGAGUUGAACAACAUGCAAGCGCUGAAGCUUGACGAGGUGUGGCUGCAAGGGAACCCAUUGUGUGACACCUUCCCAGACCAGUCCACCUAUGUAAGGCGCUCUGGGGUCUGUUUCCAGCUCUCUGCGCCCAGAUAUAUUCCAGCAAGACCUCCCAAGAGUGUGCCCCAGGAAGCAGGGCUUCUCCUCCUCACCAGGACCAGGAGCGACCAUCCUUGAUCCAGAUGCUGGCGCCCUGGACUGAGAAGGGUCCUCCAGUCCAGGGCCUCUUGCUGAGAGAAGCCUUCCUUCUUCGUGCUGAGAUGGGGUUUGCCUCCCCCGUUCUGAGAGGGGCCCUCUUCCCCUUCCUCCAAAGGGAUACCCCCUCCCCCUGCAGGUUGACAUGGGGGCUUUCCUGCAUCAUGCUGAGGGCUGAGGCCAUGGGUGGCUGCUGUCAUGACAUCCAUUCUGCUGGCCCAGUGCCAGGAGCUGGACCCUCCUUGGGAAAAAGCAGGGCUCCCUGAGUCAAGGGGCCAGACGUGGGCCCCCGCCAGUGAUCAGAGGGCUUCCUGAGGCAGGAGUGGAAGGCAGAGGGCAGAGGUGGUAGAGGAGACAGAAGGACAGGCCUCUGAGGGGCACUUCCCAUCCCUCCCUGCACACGUCACAUCAUCCCGCCUGGUCCUUCACAGGAGCCCUGGGCAGCCUGAGACAGGUAUGAUUCCUCAGAUAAAGAACCAACUCAGAGAGGUGCAGGGGUCAUCGGGAGAGAAGACAGUGAUCAUCAGAGGGGGCCACGGAUCCUCAACCCCAUACUGAGCUGGGUCCUGACCCUUUCCUCCUUCUGAGGAAGAUCUGCCCCCAUGGCUGCUCAGUUUCCCAUGCCCAAGUCUG
Molecule: messenger RNA, 1502 nt
Organism: Orcinus orca (killer whale)
Lineage: Eukaryota; Metazoa; Chordata; Mammalia; Artiodactyla; Delphinidae
Product: nuclear RNA export factor 5-like
Exons: 9
Coding region: 33-851 (272 amino acids)
Biological process (GO): poly(A)+ mRNA export from nucleus
Cellular component (GO): nucleus; cytoplasm
Molecular function (GO): RNA binding; protein binding
Source: RefSeq, a predicted model, not a curated record